Molecule: messenger RNA, 955 nt
Organism: Glycine soja
Lineage: Eukaryota; Viridiplantae; Streptophyta; Magnoliopsida; Fabales; Fabaceae
Product: calmodulin-like protein 1
Exons: 1
Coding region: 186-749 (187 amino acids)
Molecular function (GO): calcium ion binding
Source: RefSeq, a predicted model, not a curated record
CAGGCAUUAGAAUGAGCCUUUAUUCAGAUUCUACUACUUUUUCUUUAGGAACCAUAUCUUGAGCCUCCAGGGAAUCCAAAGGAGUAAGGGUUAUCUAUAUAAAGAAGCCAUGAUCCAGUAGUAUUCAUAAUCAUACUAAAGCCAAAUAUUUGUGUAUCUUUUGUACCCAAAAAUAAACCAUAUACAUGUCGAAUUUGAGUUUCCUAAAGUUCAAUUAUAGCUUCUCAUGGAAGCCUUCCUCUUCACGCAAAAAUGUAGCCAAGAAGAACAGCUUCGUAUCAAGACAGACAUCGAAUGAAGGACAAAGUUUCCAACCAACAAAAGAGGAAAUGAAAUGGGUGUUCCAGAAAUUUGACACCAACAGAGACGGCAAGGUUUCUCUUGAAGAGUACAAGGCUGCUGCAAGGGCCUUGGAUAGGGCCAUUGGGGAAGCUGAAGCAGUGAAAGCAUUUAGGGUCAUGGACAUUGAUGGAGAUGGCUUCAUUGACUUGAAUGAGUUCAUGGAGAUGUUCAAUGGAGAAGGUAGGAUAAAAGAAACUGAGAUCAAGAAUGCUUUUCAAGUGUUUGAUUUGAACGGUGAUGGGAAGAUUAGUGCUGAGGAGUUGUCUCAUGUUCUCAAAAGGCUAGGAGAGAGUUGCAGCCUUAGUGCCUGUAAAAAAAUGGUCAAAGGAGUGGAUGGGAAUGGAGAUGGUUUUAUUGACUUGAAUGAGUUUACAAGGAUGAUGAUGAGUGGGAAGAAACUAGGCUAAGUAUUAGGACUUUGAUCUUGUUCUGUGUUUCUUAAGUUGGUGUCUUAAAAUAUUUAGUUUCACUUUCUUUUUUUGUGAGGUAGAUAGGUUAUAGAUAGUUUGGUUAAAUGUAUGGUGAUUAACUGACUAUCAUGCUUUGUUAGUAAUCGGGUGCAAUUUUCUGAUAUCAAUAUAUAGGGUAAAUGUUGUUUUGUCUUUGUUUCUCU